UCCAUUGACACAAUAGUUUGAUCUUGGUUUUAGGGUUUUUCGUGAGCAAUGGCGUGCAUUGAGGUAGCGCCAGCCGCGGCGCGCGAUCCAUUCUCUUGCAAACACGAUGGCGCCGCUGCUGUUUCUACAAAUCUUCUUCCCCUGCCUCCGGAAUUCGUCGAUUUUCUUCUCGGGCAGAAUGUGGAUCCUCGCGUCUACCUCGCGGCUCAAACACUGCCGCGUUACUUCAGAGUAAAGCCGAGUGCCACCAAUGCUGCUGGGGAGUUAGCGAAAGAACUUGGGAUCAAAGUCGAACCUGUUUCUUGGCUACCCGGAUUUUUCCAGUGUUCUUCACAAGCGUCACUGGCAUCAUCCAGUGCCUACAAGUCUGGAAAGAUUUACGGUAUGGAUGCGGCCUCCGGGGCUGCUGUUGCAGCACUUGAUAUACAAUCCGGUGAUCACGUCCUCGACGUCUGCGCAGCUCCUGGAGCGAAACUAUGCAUGAUGGCGGAGGUUUUGGGUGUGGGGGCUGGAACACUAACCGGAGUUGAUAUUUCUCGCCAUCGCCUAGCAGCUUGUCGGACCAUGCUCCAAAAGUAUGAGCUCGGUAGCCGAGCGAGACUGUUCCUUGCCGACGGGACGACGUUCUCCAUCCUCCCAGUAAAAGAAGCACCGCAAUCCAACGCAAGCGUCCUUGAGAGACAAUCACACCAGUCCUGUUCUUAUCUUUUGAAGGACGGGUUGCUCGCUGAUUGGAGACCACCUAAAUCGAAAAGGGGGAAGCGAGAUGACCAGCGAGCUGUCUCUAAAGGACAGGCGAAUGGUCCCGAGCUCUUUUACUACGGCUGUGAGUCUGGGAUUGUAGGAAGAGAAAUGCGGAGUGUCCUUGCACAGGGCACGGCUGAUGCCGCUCUAGUCGAUGGCUACGACAAGGUGCUCGUGGAUGCCGAGUGUACUCACGAUGGCUCGCUGAAGCACAUCUGCAAGUUUGAGCAGUGGGGAUGGGAAACCUUCGAGAAGCGGUUUUUCAACUCGGAACGCAUUUCUACAAUCACUAAUCUUCAGCUCCGGCUCUUGAGCAACGGAUUCAGACUGUUGAAGCAGGGCGGGACACUCGUUUACAGCACUUGCAGUUUCACUUAUGAUCAAAACGAGGGAGUGCUUAAGCAGUUUCUUGCAGCACAUCCUGAUGCGGAGGUGAGAGAGAUCAAGUCUGCCAAGUCCUGGCCAUGCACAAUGACCGGCUUGUGCUUGCGCUUUGAUCCGCUCGUUUCCAACACCAACGGCCAGUUUGUCGCUAAAAUCACCAAGGAACGAAUGUCAUACGAGCAAAUCUUAUAAUCAGAACCUCGCAACUCUCCAACUUCACGAGACUCCCAAGGUUCUAUCGUUCAGGCUUUGGUUUUUAGCGCAAUUCUCACCAUUGGAUGUUUGUAGCGUCGGGACUCUUCUAAGAAAAAGGUUGAUGUUUGAUUGGAAGAAUAGUUUUAUCCAUUGCUAAUACAAAGUCAGCUUUCAUA
Molecule: messenger RNA, 1499 nt
Organism: Selaginella moellendorffii
Lineage: Eukaryota; Viridiplantae; Streptophyta; Lycopodiopsida; Selaginellales; Selaginellaceae
Product: ribosomal RNA small subunit methyltransferase B
Exons: 9
Coding region: 49-1320 (423 amino acids)
Biological process (GO): RNA methylation
Molecular function (GO): methyltransferase activity
Source: RefSeq, a predicted model, not a curated record